Hyalella azteca is the source of this 609-nucleotide messenger RNA. RefSeq names its product carbohydrate sulfotransferase 1-like. The annotation marks the transcript as partial. The transcript has a single exon. NCBI's taxonomy places the organism in Eukaryota, Metazoa, Arthropoda, Malacostraca, Amphipoda, Hyalellidae. Gene Ontology annotation, biological process: sulfur compound metabolic process; N-acetylglucosamine metabolic process. The record is from RefSeq and is a predicted model, not a curated record. Gene Ontology annotation, molecular function: N-acetylglucosamine 6-O-sulfotransferase activity.
ACAGAAAGUACCGGGAAACAGCUCGGCCUCCCCACCGCCAGCCCCGCCCUCCCUCCUGGGGCUACAAACCUCCUCGUGUUGAGUUCAGGUCCCCGCAGCGGCUCCACCUUCCUUGGGGAACUCUUAUCUCUUCCCCCCUCCACGUUCUACUUCUACGAACCUAACCAGCUUCUGGCCAAAGACUUAUUCGUUCAGGAAAAAAUUUCUCACCUUUUAAGUGAGUUUUUUAACUGUAACUUCAGCUAUUUUAAUUUCACUUCACAUCAUUUAGUGUACCGAACUUUGCGACACUCAAGUAUCCGGAAAUGUUUGGUCCGCAAGAGAUGCGGAGUGCCCGAUAUGGUCAAGAUGCAGGAGCUCUGUAGGAGUGCCCAGCGUCGGGUCAUUAAGACGAUCCUCAUGCCAGUGCGCUGGAUUGCAGGAUUGACUGAAAAUCCUGCAGAAAAUCUCAAAGUCGUUCAUCUCGUUCGUGAUCCAAGAGGAACAUUUUUGUCGGCCAGAAAACUCGGAUACGAAACUCCUGAUGUGAAGGGAUGUCAACCCAUCACCGAGGUACGUACUUCAUUUCAUCACAAUAAUAUCAUUAGUAAAAUAUUUCUCGAAAAUUAA